UUUAAACUAUAAUAUUUCUUUAAUGUGUGCUAAUAAUGAUGACUUACGGUUCCGAGACGUAGUGCUUCACAAGGGAUCUUUUUAGGAAGCUCUGUGUCACGCAGCGAGCUAUGGAGAGGGUUAUGCUUGGUAUUUCUCUACAAGACCGAAUAAGAAACGAGGAGGCGUAGAAGAACCAAAAUUGCUGAUAUAGCCCGUAGUAUUAGCACGCUGAAGUGGCAGCGGGCAGGCCAUAUGGCGCGAAGAUCGGACGGCCGAUGAGGCAGAAGGAUCCUCGAGUGGAGACCACGUAUUGGCAAGCGCAGUGUGGGACGGCCACCUACGAGAUGGACUGACGACUUAGUGAAAAUCGCUGGGUCAUGUUGGAUGCAGGUGGAAACGGACCGGCCGCACUGGAGAUCACUUGGAGAGGCCUAUGUUCAGCAGUGGACAGUGGACAGGCUGAGAUGAUGAUGAUGAUUCCUUUAAUGUAGAAAUCGUUUUUGAAAACGAGUUGUAUACGACAUACGUAUAUAUAUUACGAAAAAAAAAUGACAUCUAUUAUGUUUAAGAUUUUUACUCUGAUCGCGUCGCAUGGUCGCGUCACACCAUAGGAAUACUCCGAGCGUCGUACUCAGUAGGCCACGGACGGUACAAAUUAAUUCAUCGUGCGAUUAUAUCUAUAUUCUAUUUUUCACUAAUGAGUAAUUAGUGUGCGUGUGACGAUGAUUCGCAUUCCUACGUAGGACUGACAUGCAAUGGCUGAUGCACCGUCCGUGAACACAUCGUCACUAUGUACAGAGCAUACCGUCGACAUUACACCUGCUCACCUAUUUGCACCUCUCUAAAAAUACAUUAUGGAUUUAAACUAGGAAUGCCCCUGGCUUUGUCCGCUGCGAGGUCAAACUAAACAGUACCAAGGUGAUGGCUGAUGAUGAUUUGGAAAUUCGAAAAUAGCAUGAUGUUUUUUUGACAUGAUUUAUUUAGUUUAAAUAACAUAUAAUUGAAGACAGUUUUACAGUUUAAUGUAGUUAUAAGUUGAUCAUUUUAGAAAACAACGUUUCCUAUACUUUACAAUUAUCGGGAUCCAUACGACGAAAAAAUAUCUUUUACAAAUCCAAGUAUGACAUAUAAAAUAUCAGUUUAUCUUAAAAUUUAAAAUCUUUCUAUAACCAAAUAUCAAUUUAGAGUAUCUAUAUAGAACAAUAGAAACUUCUCGUCAAACAAUUGCUUAAAAUUUAUCUUAAUUCGUCUUUUCUUUUCAAUAACUAUCGCAAACGUUCAAUUAUUAUCAAUCAUCUAUUGCAAUUACUAAAAAUCAAAUUUAAAAAGUUUAUUUUCAGAUGAAUACACAGUUUUCAUGAUAAUAGAUAAAAUUAUAAUAGAAGUAAAAGUAUUCAAGCCGUUUAUGUUUGGAAGUAUUUGAGCCGUAUGUUUUUUGAAUAAUUAAACUCAGAACGCGAAAGAGCUAUAUCACUGAAAAGUUAACAAAAACAGAACGUGCCGAUUUUCAUUUCCGCCGAAUACUGAGUUCAACAGCCUUGGUGAUUGCCAAUAGAGUAAGUUCUUGAACAAACACAAAAAGCUGUGACUGACCAUAAUUUUUUUAAUGUCAGCUUUUAUAUACGGCGUUCUAAAUAUAGUUGAUGUAAACUAGAUACAAUUUUCGUUUAUUCCGCAUUACGUGCUCUUCAUUCGUGGGCUGGAAGCCGUCGGUAUCAGUGAUCGGUGUCAUUUGUUUGACCGCCAGUCUGUCAUCGUAUUGUUCAUGAACUACAGUUCAAGGUUCAGAAAAAGAGUCCGAAGCUGUCAGUCAGAUUGCAGGUGAGUGUGAGCUCAGCGCGAACGUGGGCGGGCGGACCGCACUCGCUUCAGUUUGAGACAGGCAACGACGCCGAUCACACGAACCCCGCCGCACAAGCGCUAAACGAACGACCUAGAGAUGGCCACCGGCCCGAAGAUAGUACACAAGCAGUUCAACUCGCCCAUCGGGUUGUACUCGCAGCAGAAUAUCAAGGAAACGCUCAACAAACACCUGAAAAACCUCGACAACGGAUCUGUCGGAAUCGACUUCAACAACCCGACAACGGAUAAGCCAGCGAACUUAGCUAAUUCCGCCGUCCUAAGAAUGUUAGAAGAGGAAGAGCGUAACCGCAAAGGAUACAGUCAGAAGAAAGUGGUGUGGCCUCCAGUACCCGAAACGAACGGAUAUCAUAAUCCACAACAGCAGAGUCCCGUGUACGACAACAACGCGCAACACUCCCCGUCUGCUCAGCCUCCCUAUCAAAAGCAACCUCAAUAUCAACCCGAGCCCCAAUAUCAAGCUCAGCCUCCGCACUUCCAACCCCAAUACCAACAGCCACAGUCCCAGCAGCCUCAGUAUCCCCAGUCUCAGCCAGGGUUCUGUGAGGGACGUCGUCAAGAGCAAACUGGCCUGAGUAAGCUGAUUCCCGUUGGGCCGGGAGUGACUGCGUCACCUUUGUCUCCCUCGCAGUACCGUGUGGGUCCGGCGUCCCCGGGCAUCGCACCGCAACCCUUCAGGCCACAGCCAAAUCGCUGGGCCCCCGUACCGGCCCCCCUCUCCCCUCAGACACCCGGAUCGCAGCCGAGCUACACGCAGCAGAUUUCCCCUCAAUCUCAGUACUCAUCGCAGUCUCCUUAUUCGGAGCCCGCGUACCAGACCACACAGAGGCACUUCGAACCACCUCCAUCAACCAUCACUCUCCGUCCGCAACCUCCGGUUCACCAGAAACCAUCCCCGGUGUUCGCUAGUCAACCGGCCGCUGCGUCAUUUAAAGGAGGCGUCAACAUGCGUGGAGAUCAGAAGUGGCCGCCUCAAUCGGUGAAGGAGGCUGUGGCUGCAGAAAACGAAGCCCGCCUCAAACUAGCCAAGGGUCCCGCCUGCAGACCGCGCAAGCUGCGGCAAUAUACGCUUGCCGAAUUAUUAGCCAUGAAUGAGGCUUAACUUCCUCGCUACAUGGUUGGACUUGCAUAAAUUUGUAAGUGCCACUUGCAUCAACAUAUCUGAUGUUUUACUUCUCAAGUUCUAACCGUCGGCACUUGGUGAAGGGCAACCAUAGAAUCAUAACUCGAUUAUAGAUCAAGCUUUGCUCUUUAUUCUCUUCGUACUUCUUUGGGUAAACAACUCUGGGAUGCAAAAUUAAAAUAACACUGUUAAAAUGUUGGCAUACUGUUUUAUGUAAAGUUUGCAAUAGUAUAGUAAUAGUAUAAACUUUUAUGUCAUUAAUGUAUUUACCUAUUUCAAAACGGAAAAGCGGAAAAAUAAAAUAAAAUUCACCAUGUUUUCUUUUAAAUUAAUUUUAUUAUAGAGUUCCCUUGAUUUCUUAAACACGCGAAAAAACUGUGCGUGUCGUUAUUGAUUUUGAAAUAUUUUCGGAUGGAAAUAGUAAAAUAGGCAUUUCAAAUUUGAUCUAGAACUGUACAAUUUGUAAAUAGUACACCCGUAAAAUAGAUUGUACUAAACUUAAGAGUUGUAGACCUAUUUCCAUAGAAUUUCAUUGGCGUUCCAUUACAUUUAGUUACCUAUGAUGUAUUCGUUCUCUAUUUCAAACAGCUUUGUGUCACGUAGUCCUAAUGUAGUGCAUGCUAUUUGUUAAUUCAGUGAACAAUUAUUAUUUGUUAUUUAAAAGUACUUUAGAUUUAUAAUAGAUAAGAUAAUUUAGCGAUUUCGAAAUAUUUUAUUAAUUUACUGUAAGAUCCCUUUAAUAUUGCUUAAUUGAAUGCGAAAUAAUAAUAAAAAUAUUAAAUAAUUUGUUCGAUUUCGAACAGCUUUCAAGUAACACUAUAUAUAUGUAUAUAUAUUUUCUGGUGGUAGGACGUCUUGUGAGUCCGCACGAGUCCACCACCCUGCCUAUUUCUGCCGUGAAGCAGUAAUGCGUUUCGGUUUGAAUAGUCGGACAGCCGUUGUACUGUAAAAAUUGAGAGAAUUUAGAACUCACGUCUUAAAGUGGGUGGCGUCAUUUACGUUGUAGAUAUCUAUAGGAUCCGGUAGCCACUUAACACCAGGUGGUAACUAUACUGAGACCUUACAACUUAUAUCUCAAGGUGGGUGGCGCAUUUAUGUUGUAAAUGUCUAUGGGCUCCAGUAACCACUUAACACCAGGUGGGCUGUCAGCUGGUUCACCCAUCUAAGCAAUAAAAAAAAAGGUGCACCAUGAGCUCGUCUACCGAUCUAAGCAAUAAAAAAUAAAAAUAUUAUCAGGUUAAAUUAAGUGUAUGCAUUAAAUGUCUGUGUAACUACUCGUAUCUAUAUAAUUAGAUAAAUGUAAUGAAUUAUCGACAGGUUAAAAAGGACUACAGCUCGUUCUUCGCGAAGCAUGCCCUGAGCCACAAUUACCCC
Molecule: messenger RNA, 4339 nt
Organism: Bombyx mori (domestic silkworm)
Lineage: Eukaryota; Metazoa; Arthropoda; Insecta; Lepidoptera; Bombycidae
Product: tyrosine-protein phosphatase non-receptor type 23
Exons: 9
Coding region: 1922-2944 (340 amino acids)
Source: RefSeq, a predicted model, not a curated record